ACUCUGUGAAGUACAUAUGUGACAUUGUGUGUUUCGUGGUCACCAAAAGCAUUGCAACACACUAUCAGUGUGCCUGAGAAUUUUUUUCGUCUACGUAUGUAUGGCGGUACAAUUUAAUUGGUAGUGUUGAUGCAGUAAGAUCGCAUAUUUCAGUCUAGUGCAUUAUAUUUUCGCGUACGUUAAAAAACAUAACAGCACAUGCACUAUUAUUACACUUCGACAAUAUGAAAUAUUUCGAAUGUUUUUGGAUGUGUAGAGAGGAAAUAAAUGCUUCUCGCCACGCGAUUCCAAAGAUACAGGUGCAGUAUGGGAAAUAUUUAGCACUCAGUACUUUCACGAAAUUCCCAGUCGGAGUAUUUGAAGUAAUGCAACGUAACUCCAGAAUGGCGGAAUCCGGCGGCUCGCUGAUGUUCUCCGAGCAGGAGCUCACCUGCUCCAUCUGCCUGGACCUGUUCACCAACCCGGUGUCCACGCCCUGCGGCCACAACUUCUGCCAGAUCUGCAUCGGCGGCUACUGGGCCACCAGCGACGGCUGCAGCUGCCCGCUGUGCAAGCGGCAGUUCGGCGAGCGGCCCGAGCUGAACGUCAACCGCGUCUUCGCCCUCAUCACCGACAAGUUCAAGGAGUCGCAGUUCGGGGUCGCGGGUCCCGGCCUGGGGGCGGGGGCGGGGGCGGGAGCGGGGGCGGGCGCGGAGCUGGCGAACGGAGGAGGAGGAGGAGGAGGAGGAGCCGGGAGCGAGGGGACGAGCGACGGCUGGGAGGUGACGUGCGACGUCUGCACGGGCAGGAAGUUGGCGGCGGUGAAGUCCUGCCUCACCUGCACCGCCUCGUACUGCGAGAGCCACAUCCAGCCGCACCUGCAGGCGCCCUGCUACGCCCGCCACCAGCUGCUCGACCCCCGGGAGGCCCUGAAGGGGCGCACCUGCCCCACCCACCACCGCCUCCUGGAGGUGUACUGCUGCACCGAGCAGACCUGCAUCUGCGCCAUCUGCGUCCUGGAGGAGCACCGCACCCACAGGACCGUGUCCAUACAGACGGAGAGAGCCAACAAGCAGAGACUUCUUGGAAAAACUGAAUUGGAGUUACAAAGCAGGAUCAAGGAGAAGACAGUACGACUGAACGAAAUCAAUCGCAAAUUGGAGUCUCUUCGGAGCUUUGCAAAGGGCGAGGCGUCGGAGGUGGAGCAGAUUCUGACGGAGAUGACGCAGUCGGUGGAGAGGAUUCGGGGCGAGCUGGUGGGAGGCAUCGAGGAGAGGCAGGCGAUCAUGGAGGCACACGGGCAGGAGCUGGUCUCCCAGCUGGAGGAGGAGCUGGGGCAGUUCCAGGAGCAGAGGGCCAAUCUGGAGGUGCAGGCCAGCUCCGAGGAUCACAUCAGCUUCCUGAAGAGUUUCGAGGCGGCCAACGCCCUCUUCACCGACGACGAGGAGGACAUCCAGGAACCGGACCACCUGGAGCUGCACCUCCCUCUCGGGGAGGCCAAGAAGGCCCUGGGGGAGCUGAGAGACAGGCUGGAGGACAUCCAUAUGGGCGAGGUUGUAAGCAGAUCCGUGUCCCUGACAGGAAGUGAGAGCAUUAUGUCUCUUCACGGAAUGAGGAGGAGGGAGUGGUCAUUGAAGGAUCUCAGAAAAGUGCGAGGAUCAGGAAUCAAGAAGGUCCGUUCCUUUGCAGAUGACAUCACUCUGAACCCAGUGACGGCCUACCCCUUCCUGAUCCUGUCGGACGACCGAAAGCAGGUGAAGAGGGGAGAGAAACUCCAGCACUACCGGAACAGCGCUCACCGCUACGACGUCUGGUCCUGCGUCCUGGCCAAGGAGGGCUUCUCCUCCGGGAAACACUACUGGGAGGUGCACGUGGGGGAAAACAGGGAUUGGAAAGUGGGGGUUGUGAAGGAGUCCGCUCAGAGGAAGGGCCUGUUUGACAUGAACUCCGUCAACGGGUACUACGGGCUCUGGUGGGGGGGCACCCAGCUGCGCGCCCUGACCACAGCCCCGCUCGCCAAAGUCAAGAUCUCCAGCCGGCUGCGGAGAGUCGGGGUGUUCCUGGACUGCGAGGAGGGUCAGGUGACCUUCUACAACGCCAAGUCGGGCUCGGAGCUGUACACCUUCCACUCCGAGGAAUUCACGGAGAAGAUGCUGCCGCUUUUGGGGACUGGCGACAAAGAGGUCCCGCUCAUUCUAAUGUCGAUACAGUACAACAUUCCUGAAUGACGGAGGAGGAUUCGAUAGGUCAGUACAACAUUCCGGAGUGACAGAGGAGGAUUUGAUAGGUCAGUACAACAUUCCUGAGUGACAGAGGAGGGUCUGAUAGGUCAGUACAACAUUCCUGAGUGACAGGAGGAUUUGAUAGGUUAGUACAACAUUCCUGAGUGACAGAGGAGGAUUUGAUAGGUCAGUACGACAUUCCUGAGUGACAGAGGAGGAUUUGAUAGCUCACUAUAAAAAUAGAGAUAGCACAGUAUAAUGUAAACAAGUAUCAAAGAGUUAAGGUAUAACUGCACGGUAUCUACUGCAAUGGAAAUGUAUCCUAGUGACGAAGAGAAAGGCUGAGGAGAAGGAUGUUUCUUUCUGGUGCAUGCUGGGAAGGAGGAGGGGGGUCAUUGAAGCUGGUUGUGUGAAUGCCAAAGCGGAUGGACAUUUACACUAUUUACAUUCACUUAUAUUUCACACACUGUGCACACAGGAAUCGCCUGCUUUUCAUUCAGAAUUGUUUCCUGUUUUCAAACCUUUACACUCACACGCUUUUAUACUAACACACCUUUAUGUUCACGCACCUUUACACUCAUAUGCUUUUAUACUAACACACCUUUAUGUUUACGCACCUUUACACUCACACACUUUUAUACUAACACACCUUUAUGUUUACGCACCUUUACACUUACACAGCCUUAUACGUAUACUCACGCACCCUUAAAUUUACAUCCUUACACACUGGGUCAUCUAUUUUUGGUGCUUUCUAUUGGGAUGGCCUUGGUGUAACACUGAAUACUUUUUUUUGGGGGGGGGGGGGGGGGAUAGGAACAAAAAUAAAAACAAACAAACUCAUGUAACAUCUAACACACUAUGUCUCAAAUCUUUUAACUUUUCUUUUCUUCUUUUUUUUUUUUUUUUUACAAACUAGUGUGGCUGAAUUCCUGUUUAAAAAUCUUUUAUUGCAUCUCAAACUCCUGGCAUAACCAGCAGAGAAAAGAGGGACAGCUGAGAGACUGUUAGCUCAGCAAGGGCCAUGUGGAUUUGAGAAGAUUGCCUGUGUAAGCUGUACUGUGUUUUGUCAGUGUUGUAAAUGUUGUAGGUUUGUCUAUACAUAUUUAACAUGCAUGCAGUUGGUUAUGUAAAAUUUUAAAUAUUAAGAAAUAAACAUUUAAUGCCGA
Anguilla anguilla (European eel) is the source of this 3367-nucleotide messenger RNA. Its product is annotated as E3 ubiquitin-protein ligase TRIM39-like. NCBI's taxonomy places the organism in Eukaryota, Metazoa, Chordata, Actinopteri, Anguilliformes, Anguillidae. The transcript has 10 exons. The coding region runs from base 225 to 2207 and encodes 660 amino acids. Gene Ontology annotation, molecular function: zinc ion binding; protein binding. The record is from RefSeq and is a predicted model, not a curated record.